Molecule: messenger RNA, 1662 nt
Organism: Ceraceosorus guamensis
Lineage: Eukaryota; Fungi; Basidiomycota; Exobasidiomycetes; Ceraceosorales; Ceraceosoraceae
Exons: 4
Coding region: 335-1492 (385 amino acids)
Source: RefSeq, a predicted model, not a curated record
CAUUUCCCCCCAAGAUGGUGCUUGAGAGUCACAAGUCCGCAUUCGUGACUUGUUGGAUGACAGCCAGGACGAUCAGUCACGAGUACAAUGUGAAUCACGAAUGCAGGGAGACGUCUGGACCAGCACCGCCCCUUCUCGCUCUCACAGCAUCCUUUUCUUUGGCCCCACUUCACCGCGACUGUGCCUUCGAGUCGUCGUUCCCAUUCCUAUAAAAAGCAGCGCUUAUUUCUAGUCACGCCGAAUGUCGCAUGCGCCGCCGCCGAGCUUGACAGUGCGCCACAACAUUGCAUUUCCCCCCUGAUCCGCAUCCUACAAGCAUUCCAGUCUCGCCAUCAUGCCGUCCGCAGCGCCCAAUCCCACAGCCAUCCCAUCGGACCCGGUGCGAGGAGCCCAUGGCGAGGUUCAAGAGACGCCUCAGGCGAUCAAGGACCAGAUUCGAGGAUCUAGCAAUACGCUCGAAGCUGUUGGUCCUGCUUCAAAGGCUUCCAGCAGCAAAGAUGGACAUCAAAGUCCCAAUACGCUACUGAACAAUGGGCCGAGGACAGGAGCUGAUUCGCCCGAGGUCGGCAAAGAAGGGGCUGAUAGCGGGCCAGUGCAGGAGCCUGGGCAAGCGGUGGGAAGAGGCGGUGCAGGCAAUCUCACCAGGAGGAUGACGAGAUUACUCAACCAGCAGAUCUCCCACGAUGCUGCAUCCGUCCCACUCGCUUGGAUGGCAUUGCUGACCGGAAUGGUGGAUGCGCUAGUGUACAGUAGGAGCCAGGUCUGGACAGGCUUCCAGACAGGAAAUAUGGUGCAAUUCUCUCAAAACAUCGCCCAGUGGAUGCUGCCUCAAGCAGAAAAGUUUCCUCUCCUGACGCUCGAGCGAGUGCUGUCCAUCCUUUCCUUCCUGCUGGGCUCAUUUCUGGGCGCAUUGGGCGGCCGACGCUUCGGGGACAGGAGGCGCGCUUGGCAAGUGACCACUGCGCUGAUUCAGUCCAUCUCCCUGUGGGGUGCAGCAGGCAUUCUGCUCUCGCGUCCGGAAGACGAAGCGCCCUCAUUCAGGUACUAUCCCGGUGUGAUAGUCUUGACAGCCUUUAGCAUGGGUCUGCAAUCCAUCUCUGCUCAAAAGCUCGUCAGCCCAGCAUUUGCGACCACAGUGGCCUUUACAGCCACCCUGACCCAAAUAGCCAGCGAUCCCUACCUCUUUGCCCUCACCCUCUCACCGUUCGAAGCGCAUAGACAGCGCGCCAAGAACGAUCCCGGAUCAGCUUCCGCCAACGGGGCAUCCUCAGGAGCGCCAAAGGCACCAGCUACAACGGGUCGAGAUCGACGAUUGCUGGCCAUCUUUGCCCUCUGCACUGGAGCGGGCGUCGCAGAGAUGCUGCUGUACUCCGAUGCAGGCCUUAGGGGGGGCAUGGCCAUCGCCGCCGGCUUCAAGCUGGUUCUCGCUGCACUGUGGCUCAUUCCGCAGGGGCAAGAUCCAAAGCCAAAGGCCGAGGUCGGUGGAGCUUAGCAUACAAAGCAGGAGACGGGUCUCACGAGCCAUGUGGCGCGCGUCUCGCCCUGUCCUAAACAUGGCGGAGACUACGAGACCGACUUGCAUACCUUGAUUCACUGCAAGCGACGUGUCGCCCAUAUGCUACUUGAUAACCAAUAGAAGUCACAGGAAUAGAUGGUUUGCAU